Molecule: messenger RNA, 1083 nt
Organism: Brassicogethes aeneus
Lineage: Eukaryota; Metazoa; Arthropoda; Insecta; Coleoptera; Nitidulidae
Source: the annotation of a GenBank genome assembly
AUGGGAGAUAUGGAUAAAAAAUCACAAAGAUUUCAAAUGCCUCAACAAGGAUAUCCGUUUAUGCAGCAAGGAUUCCCACAACAAAUGCCAUAUGGUUUGAGACCGGAUGUAAGCAAUAGAAACAUUAAUUUUCAACACAUGGGGAUAAGACAACAACAAAUUCCGAUUCCCAACGCGCCUAGACAAGAGUACGUGGGGCACUCUGGUUUUGAAAUGCCACAACAACAACCUCAUAUGAUCCAAAGAAUGCCUACCUAUGUGCAGAGACCAAAGCCAAAACCUGAAUAUAAAGUUUUUGAGUUAAAUAAGUUGUUACAACAAAGGCCAGAAAAUGCAGAUAACCAAUGGUGGGAUGUUUUCGCCUCCGAGUUCUUUGAAGACGAUGCAACCUUGACGAUUAGUUUUAAUAUGGACAACGAGAACAAGUCUUUUAAAGUUAAAAGAACUUUGAUUCCUAGAUAUUUUAAGAGCAUAUAUGAGGGUGGUGUCACAGAUUUAACAUAUAGUCUACGGCACACCCAGGAAUCAUACAAUAACACAGGAUUUUUGUUACGUACUGACCACUGCACUGUCACAACACACCACAGCGUACCUUUAUUUACCAAGGUGUGCACAGAAGGCAGUUUAAUUAUUCAUUUUUCGACAACAUUGAAGAUAAAGUCAUGGCAUUUUAAUGCACGAUCAUUUGGUGAAUUAAUUUCAAGAUCUAUAUUGGGAAUGCAAUUUCAACAAAACCAAGGUAUGUUCGAACAAAUCUCCAAAAAUAUUACGUCACAAGGUGUGACAAAUUCGACAUUAAACUACUUAAGGAUGAGUGAGAUUCUACAACCAAUGCAAGAUUUGAUGGUAAUGCAAAAAUCUUCAGGAUUAUCUCCAAAGGAUUGUUUGAACACAAUGUUAAACCAGAAUCAAAAGGAGGCUAAUGUGGAAAAACCCGCUUCACCAAACCCAAAUUCAAGAAGAAAAAGGAAAAGUGCGAACCGGGAGGAUCUCGAGAAAGCAAAUAAAAGGAAUGAUAAUUAUCCAAAUAUGGGUGGUUACGGAAACAGUAGAGGCUUUAAUAUUGAUUCCAUGCUAAACUAA